AUGGCUACUGAAAUUGAUACUUCGCUGAGGCGCAAAUUAUACUAUGCUAUUCCUCCAGCUAUUGCGGGCUUUGCCUAUGGGUGGGAAAAUGCUUCUAUGAGUGGUAUUCUCACCAUGACUCAGUUUUUGGAUUAUUUUGGUACCCCCUCUGCCUUCCGACAGGGCGUUAUGACUGCGGGUUUGCUGGCUGGUGAAUUUGGCGGUUCUUUGAUGAUUGGUUUCUUAAUUUCAGAUCGUUUUGGUCGCCGCAUCACCAUCUUGUUUUGUGUUGUUGUCUACCUGAUCGGUCAGGCCAUCAUUGUGGCUUCGCAGAAUCAACCAAUGUUUAUUGCUGGACGUGUUGUCAACGGGUUGGGGGCUGGUGGUUUGUUUCAGACGAUAUCAUUGUACACCGCUGAAAUUACACCUCCUCAAAUCCGUGGCGUGAUGACUUCAAUGAUGAGUCUGGGUAUAGCAAUGGGACUUCUAGUCGCAUAUUGGGUUCAGUAUGGAGCGGCCAAUAUCCAGGGCAAUGCUGCCUGGCGCAUGUGCUUCAGUCUUCAACUGGUACCUGGUGCGGCCGUCGGCGCCAUAAUGCUGUUCCGACCCGAAUCCCCACGUUGGCUAUUCCGACACGAUAGGUCCGAAGAAGCCUUGCAAGUCUUGGCUAAGCUUCAUGCCAAGGGAGACCAGAACGCACCUGUUGUCCAGUCGGAAUUCGAAGAAAUUCGGGUCGUCGUGGAGUAUGAGCGAGGUACACCUGCGCCCUCCUACCUUUCGCUGCUGGUCAGCAAGCAAUACCGUCGUCGGACUGCAUUGGCCAUGGGACUCCAAUUCAUGCAGCAGAUCACCGGUGUCAACAUCAUUCUGUACUACGCUGCUAAGGUGUUUGCACAAACUGGUCAAACAGGAACUAAGGCCGCAUUACUGUCCAACGGUAUCGAGUCAGCCCUAUUCCUCGUCGCAUCUUUCUCGUUGACACUCCUCAUGGACGUGUAUGGUCGUCGCAAGCCAUUGAUUAUCGGCCCUAUCCUGAUGGGAAUUUGCAUGAUCAUCGUCGCAUCCAUGCUUGUCGGCUUCGGCGCACCAUACUUUGACUCGGCGACGCAAGAAAUGAAAUUCAAUUUUGCAGACGGCGCGGCCGGUAACACAGCUGUUGCGUUCAUGUUCCUCUACAUGGUCACAUUCGGUGCAAGUAUGGCCUCCCUUCCAUGGACUUAUCAAAAUGAAGUCUUUCCUAUCAAUGCUCGCGGUCGUGGAACCGCGCUCUCAACUUCCGUGAAUUGGUUCGUCAAUUUCUGGCUGGGAUUGUACAUGCCCACUGCACUGAAUGAGGGGUCUUGGAAAGUUUACUAUGUUUUCGGCGGUAUCAACAUUGGUAUCUCGUUUGUCAUUUACUUCUUCUUCCCGGAGACUUCCCGCCGGACAUUGGAGGAGCUGGAUCUGCUCUUUACUCCUAAUCGGCGCACCCUUGUGUUCUUGGAUAAAGAUGCUUGUCGGAAGGGAUCGCUUCUUAAGCAUGGAUUGGAGUCCGGUGCUGAUGCUGCCAAGGAUUUAGAAUCUGCGUUGGUCCUUGGCGCUAUCGAGGGAGGUGAAAAGGAGAAGAAUAUGGCUUUGCAUGAUGAGUAUUUGCAGUGA
This is a messenger RNA of Penicillium pulvis, 1617 nucleotides long. RefSeq lists its product as uncharacterized. Gene Ontology annotation, cellular component: membrane. Lineage: Eukaryota; Fungi; Ascomycota; Eurotiomycetes; Eurotiales; Aspergillaceae. Gene Ontology annotation, biological process: transmembrane transport; carbohydrate transport. The transcript has 2 exons. The coding region runs from base 1 to 1617 and encodes 538 amino acids. Gene Ontology annotation, molecular function: carbohydrate:proton symporter activity. The record is from RefSeq and is a predicted model, not a curated record.